Molecule: messenger RNA, 2622 nt
Organism: Histoplasma mississippiense
Lineage: Eukaryota; Fungi; Ascomycota; Eurotiomycetes; Onygenales; Ajellomycetaceae
Exons: 5
Coding region: 1-2622 (873 amino acids)
Source: RefSeq, a predicted model, not a curated record
AUGGCUUUGCAUCGGCAUCAGUCAUCUUUAGAGAAGGUAUUGGACUUCUCGCAACCUUUCUCGCUAACUCCUCAACUACGUCAAGUGGCAACAACCCUUUUCAGAUACCUGAUCCAGCAUCACGGCUUGGAGCAGUCUAUACAGCCUGGUUACAAACCUGCAGCACUUAUCCAGGCCACAUUUGAGCAUGUCACUUCCAAAGAUGCAUUUCUCUUGUUCUUUUUCUCACACAUCUAUGAAAACCUAUGCUCAGGAGUAGCAAAUCCAAUUGACUCUGACAUUACGGUCGCCUUGUCCUUUUUCGAUGGUUUCUCCAGCUGGGAUCAGAAUCAAAAGCAGAACGCCAAUGGCGCCAUUGAAAGUUUUGCUGAGUACAUUGUUGAGAACUUCCUUCUUCCACUCAGAGCUUCCUCUGUGAAGACCCCGCAACCAACGCCAACGUCAUUGUCCUCGAUACAGGCAUCCACACCUACUGGAACGACACAACGUGUAUCUAUUCUACGACAAAAUUGUCUCGUGCGUGAUCAUCACCGGUGCGUGGUUUCUCGGAAGUUUGAUAAAAGCGAAGCCGGCAGGCGGUGGAAGCAGGACGGGGAAGAUUGCAAGGAUGAUGACGGAAAUCCAUUGAAAAACGAAUCAAGCGACCGAUUUCAAUAUCUGGAGGUUGCCCACAUUCUGCCACAUUGUCUAACUACGGUUUCUUCCCAGGACACUGACCUGAGCGACUCGAAGAAGAACGUUCUCCGGAUUUUAAAUAUGUUUGACUCUGGCGUUAUUCAUCUCAUUGAUGGCCCGAAGAUCGACAGCCCGUUGAAUGCUCUUACCUUGACACAUGAUCACCAUCGGGCGUUCGGUGAAUUCCAGAUAUAUUUCGAACCAACGAGCAAACCGUAUGAGUACAGAAUUGAUUCAAUGGAGCAAAGCCCCUUUCUACGUGAUCCGCUAUUCCCCGUUACUCGCACGCUCACCCUUAAUCCCAAUCGUACCAUUGAUCCACCAUCGGCUCGGUUCCUUGGUGUCCAUCGAGCCAUUGCAAAGAUCAUGAAACUCAGCGGCGCAGGCGAAUAUAUAGACAUGAUCCUCCGAGACUUGGAGGAGGUUGAUGAUGGGCAGAUCAAUAGCGCCAAAUCUGACCAGAGGGAAGAGAUCUGGAAAUACAGGUUCACCAUUUCGCUCGGUCCGACAUCUGCCAGACAAAUCCCGCGAGCGGUAGAUCAAAAUUACCACAUUUACGAGGUUCCCUUUCGACGACGGAAUACUUUCUUCACGAUGCACUGGGAUGAGUUGGCGGAGAAAAAGUCGCAAAGUCUAUAUGCUGCCUGGUUGAACUAUCUUCUCCAACAAUCCCCAGCCUUGCCUCUCGAGCUUGCCUCCAAGCUUCGUCGUGGUUUUCGAGCAACCAGAGCUUCAGAUUUCACAACUGGCGCAUUCAAUAUGUGCUGUACUGUCACCUUUGAAGACGGUUUCAAUGCUCUUGUUAGAUUUCCCAUCCUGGGCCGAAGCCGCUUCCGCUGUGAAAAAUCUAGCGACGAGACCUCAGUGAUGGCCUUUGUUGCUCGGUUCACAUCUAUCCCCGUCCCAACUGUCCUUGGCGUAGGUAAAUGGAGUGGCGGCCCUUAUAUCAUUACAACAGUUAUUGAGGGCACUUUGCUUUCGAAACGCCUACGAGAUCCCUCUGUGUUGGCGCCAAGCUUGAAUCCGGAUGCCUCCGAGUCGGAUCUGAAGAUUGCCUACUCUGGAAUGGCUCGCAUUGUGCUAGAGCUCUCCAAGCCGGUAUUUAAAUACAUUGGAGGGUUGAAAUACGACUCUGGGGAGUGGAGGGUUGCAAAGCGGCCUUUGACACUCAAAAUGAACGAGCUUAUACGAGUUGGAAAUUUCCCUCCCAACGAAUUUGUCGAUUACAACCACACCUUUGAAAGCGCCUCCAAGUAUUUCCAGCAAUUAGCAGAGCAACAGUUUCUGCACCUCAAAUACCAACGCAAUGAUGCCAUCACCGAUGAAGACAACUGCCGGAAGAAAUAUGUGGCACGCUGUCUUUUCCGGCAUAUAGCACAACGGUUCCCAGUACAGCGUGGCCGAUACCACCUCUACUGCGAUGAUUUGCGCCCAUCGAAUGUCCUGGUCACAGAGUCUGAUUUGAGGGUUACUGGUGUCAUUGACUGGGAGUAUACAUAUGUCGCCCCCGCUGAAUUUACAUACAGUGCUCCAUGGUGGCUCCUAUUUGAAAACCCCGAGGCUUGGGACCUGGAUAAUUUUAUGGAUCGAUACUGCCCUCGCCUCGAACUAUUUCUUAAGGAGCUCCGUGUCCAUGAAGACGAACAGAUUCGCCAAGGUAGUCUAAAGGAAUCACAGCGUCUUUCAGAAAGGAUGGCGCUCUCUAUCAAAGAUGGGCUCUUUUGGUUUUGUCUUGCAGCCAGGAAUAGCUUCAUGUUUGACGAGAUCUAUUGGACAUUUCUCGACGAACAAUACUUUGGGCCUCUGAGCUCGCUUGAUGAUCGGCUUUCCCAUUUAACACAAGAUGAGCGGGACCAGAUGGAGGGUUUUGUUCGGGCAAAAAUGCAGCAGAUAGAGGAAAGGAGGUUGGAUGAACAUCAAACAUUUGAUCAAGUUCUUGAGUUAUAG